AUGAGUUCAGAUGAAGUUCGUUCGGUAAAGCUGACAAGGCCCCAAACCUCCAAAUCCGACUCAACCGCAAAACUCCAGGUUAUUGAGAAGAACUCGGGAGAAAAAAGACGCUCAAUUCUGGAAGACGAUGAAUAUGAGAAAGAAAUCGUCACCGAUUCCCAACGUUCCGAGCCAGUCCCACAACCGAAAGCAACUGAGAUGGCGCAUUCCUUGCCGAGAGAUAAAAACAGGUUCAAGAAAGAUGGGUCUUUCAGAUCAAAAUGGGGGGACCUCACCUUCCAGCCGCGGCCUUCGAUCUUCGACGCUGAAGUCAAGUUUGGCGCCAAAUUCUACGGUUUGUUUGUUGCCUUCUGGUUCUGUGUCUUUUUUGGUGGGUUGAACGUUGUUUUGAACCACCACCUAAGUUAUGGCAGUCUGAUCGAGUCCAAAGUUAUUGCAAUCAUGGCAGAUAACAUUGUUGGUGUUGCGUUCACAGACUUGUUGAUGUACUUCAUGAUGUACAUUCCUGUCCUGAUUCAACUGGCUGUUAAAAAUGGCAAGCUGAGCUGGCAAAAGUCUGCCUGGAUCAUUGAGUCAGUGUUUGAAGUUUUCUUCCUGGUAUUUUUCCUCGUCUGGGCAGAGUACUUUCAGUAUUCGUGGAUUGGCAAGAUCUUCUUGCUGCUCCACUCGCUGGUCCAAUUGAUGAAGAUUCACUCGUACGCUUUUUACAACGGAUACCUGUGGUCAAUCCAAAACGAGCUCAAGUUUUCUCGCGCCUACUUGAAGAAACACGAGGAUACAGAGCUGACAGACAAAGUUCGUAUCCCAUUGGAAAAAUCUGUGGAGUUUUGCGAGUUUGAGCUGAGAGCACAGUCUGCAGAACAACCAUUCCCAGAAAACAUCACAUUCAAAAACUUCUUUGUCUACUCCAUGUAUCCAACGCUGGUUUACCAGAUAGACUAUCCAACCACAACUAAAAUACGCAAGCGCUAUGUCCUGACCAAGAUUGCUGGAAUCUUUGGUGUCAUCUUCCUCAUGAUUGCAAUCUCGGACACUUAUCUGUACCCUAUGGUUAUCAACUGCUUGGAGCUGCGGGAAACCACCUCCAUUGCCUACAGAAUACAGAUCUAUCCGAAGAUCAUAAUUGGGUUCAUCCCGCCUUUCUUGGGUGUCUAUUUAUUGGUGUUUUACUUGAUUUGGGAGCUGAUCCUAAAUGCAAUUGGAGAGCUCUCUUAUUUCGCCGACAGAGAGUUCUACGGUUACUGGUGGAACUCUGUGGACUGGAACGCCUAUGCUAGAGACUGGAACAUUGUGGUCCACAAGUUCCUGUUAAGACAUGUCUACCACAGCUCUAUCAGUGCUUUGCAACUGAACAAAACAGGAGCCACCAUCUUCACGUUUGUGUUGAGCUCCGUGAUUCACGAACUUGCUAUGUUUGUCAUUUUCAAACGGUUGAGAGGCUAUCUGCUGAUGCUGCAGAUGAGUCAACUUCCGUUGGUGCAACUGAGUCGGUCCAAACUGAUGAAAGACCGGGAGAUCUUGGGCAACUGUAUCUUCUGGUUCGGAAUCGUGUUUGGUCCAAGCUUGAUGUGCACCAUGUACUUGGUCUUCUAA
Messenger RNA from Ogataea philodendri, 1593 nucleotides. RefSeq lists its product as uncharacterized. Bases 1 to 1593 code for a protein of 530 amino acids. Lineage: Eukaryota; Fungi; Ascomycota; Pichiomycetes; Pichiales; Pichiaceae. Gene Ontology annotation, cellular component: endoplasmic reticulum membrane. The record is from RefSeq and is a predicted model, not a curated record. Gene Ontology annotation, biological process: ergosterol metabolic process. The transcript has a single exon. Gene Ontology annotation, molecular function: ergosterol O-acyltransferase activity.